Cyphellophora attinorum is the source of this 474-nucleotide messenger RNA. RefSeq lists its product as uncharacterized. The record is from RefSeq and is a predicted model, not a curated record. The transcript has a single exon. The coding region runs from base 1 to 474 and encodes 157 amino acids. Lineage: Eukaryota; Fungi; Ascomycota; Eurotiomycetes; Chaetothyriales; Cyphellophoraceae.
AUGCCCGUGAUAACACGUGCCGCAGCCAGGCGGAAAGCCCAAGAAGAACAACGGAAACUCUCCAAAAGUGAUGGAACGUCUUCGCCGACAGCUAAGGAUCCCGAUCCAUACCAGAAUCUCCACGUCCAACCACAGCGUGGACACGAUGAAGCUGGAAACUUGGCAGGUCAGGCAGAAGAAUCUCGUCGUCCGGCUCCAGUAGUGGCCCAGGACGAUGUCGUUGGUCCAGAUUUGCAUGACGCAGAUGCUUUGCAACCGGAUCCUUCUAAAAAUGGCGAGACGGAUCGGGAGAACAGCAGCAGUGGUGGGGAGAUGUACAGCAGUGCGAACGGCGACAGCCGGCGCAGAGUUGCCAGCCUGAUGUACCGCGUGAUGGCAGUACCCAUGGCCCAUACACACACAGACGCCCCGAUCCUAGCUCGCGGCCACGUGAUGCUUCACCGAUCAUUGGAGCCCGUGUCAGGAGUUCGGUAA